Amaranthus tricolor (Joseph's coat) is the source of this 3439-nucleotide messenger RNA. RefSeq names its product pathogen-related protein. NCBI's taxonomy places the organism in Eukaryota, Viridiplantae, Streptophyta, Magnoliopsida, Caryophyllales, Amaranthaceae. The record is from RefSeq and is a predicted model, not a curated record. Bases 756 to 1499 code for a protein of 247 amino acids. The transcript has 5 exons.
AGUUGAGAUAUCUUUUUUCCUCCAAAUAACGUCAUUCCGUAGUUUUCAAACACCAUAAACUGUGGCUGCAAUUGUAACUAGUAAGGCUCGCUUCUUCAUUCUGUUCCCCUUAAUGUUUCCGCACUUAUGGAGGAUGGAAUGCAAGAAUGGGGUGUUGAGUAUCCCAUCCACUGCAUUAUUUGCUGCAAUAUCAUCACACUGCAUGGGCAUUGAAAGAAGAGAUGAUCGUGUGUUUCAAUAUCGUUACUACAAAGAACACAAGUUGCAUCUUGUAUCAACUUAAAGUUCAGAAGUCUGUAUCUGGUAUACAGCCUGCUUCUCAUAGUUAACCAGGUGAUAAAUCUAUGCUUAGGUACUGAAUAUCUGCACCAGACGUUCCUGCUCCAGUUGAAGUUGUUUUCAGGUGGCAUCAGUAAUCUGUACACCCGUUUAAUGUUGUACUGCGUGCUGGUCUGCUGCUGGACAGUAGCUUGUAUUUCAUCUCGUAACUUGCAUAACCCUUUCCACAUCCAGCUCGUAGUGAUGGGAGGAUUAUGAUCCUCCCAUUUUUGGUUUUUAAUGUAAACUGCAUGAACCCAUUUGACCCAUAAAUUGUCCUUUUUAUGGCUUAUGGCCCAGAUUUGCUUUUUAAUGGCUGCCUUGUUCCAAAGCCUCACGUUCCUAAUGCUCAAACCGCCUCCUUUUUUUGUAUCACACAAGUUAUCCCAAGCAAUAUUCCCAUGUUUUGUUCCUUCACUAACACCAUGCCAUAGAAAAUGUUGACAAACAUUAUUUAUUUUGUUAAUGAUUGUCUUUGGCAGUAUGAAGAUUUGAGCCCGAUAAGUAUGUAUAGAGAUGGUGAAACGAACACCGAAUGGGUAUUUGGAGUUCCACCCAACUACGAGGUUGUCGAUAAACUCUUUGAAGAAGGCAGGACUCAGAUAUGGCCGGCUGGUUCACUAGAAGAGAAGGUACAGAAUCUUGUGAAAACCAUGGAGAUGGAGCUGUUCCAUAAGGCCAAUCCUCAGGAUUACAAAUCAAUGGAUGCUUCCAAGUUGACUUUAAGGGUCAACGGGAAAAAGCCUUUAACCUUAGAGGAACUACGGAAGAUAGGGGGUGGUUACAAUGGUUUCCUACAAACUUCAUUACCUGAGGAAAUGCGUUUGUAUGAUCCAGCUAAGGAGACUAGAGAAUCAUCUCACCGGAUAUUUACAACAACUUUCCCUCGGGGGUUUGCCCUCGAGAUCCUCCAGGUCUACUCCGGUCCACCUGUGAUCGCAUUUAAAUUCCGACAUUGGGCUUACAUGGAAGGUCCUUUCAAAGGCCACCCUCCUACCGGGGAACUGGUUGAAUUGUUUGGGGUUGCUAUUUUUGAGGUAGAUGAAAGUAAGAGGAUCACCAAAGUUGAAUACUUUUACGAUCGUGGUGAAUUACUCGGUGUUCUUCUCAAGGGUUCAAAAAAUGGAAAUUCUUCUGGUGAUGUGCAGUUGGGUUGCCCUGUUUUGAGAAACACCGGUUAGAGAAGUUUGUAACUCAAUCAAAAAAUUUUACAAUAAUAUGUAAUGCUUUGAUUUAUAUUUUGUGCAUCGUGUAUUGUCUUUAAUUCGAGAAUUCUCGUUGCUCUUAUUUUUUUUUUAAACCCAAAUCAUUAGAAACUUUCUUGUAGCGUUUUGGGUGCAGCGUGAUUUCAAUAAAUACUCCGUCUGUCCUUUAGAUUCUGUCCCAUUUGACGAAAAAAAACAACAAAAAAGGGCAAAGGGGCGAACUCUAAGUGAUGAAGUAACACUGCAUAUUGCAUACUUAUGAUCUAUUUAUUUCAAGUAAUGGUGAAUCGAUUCAUUUUUUCUGAGUCAUAUUAGACCGUUCUUGGAUCAACUACGGUUAAAUUUGCAGACUAGGUCCUUGAUAAGUGCAAUUAUUUGCACUUAUUUAUAUCAUUUUAUACUCCUUAAUAAUGGUUGUCGCUAGUAACUUCGUGCUUAUUUUGAAUAGUUAUGCUACUUUACCCAUUUUGGUUAUUCAUGUUGAUUUUGAGCGGUUUUGAUCGUUUUAAACAUAAUUCUUAUAGUUUUAAUGAUGACGGAGUUUACUAAGGAGAUUAUUUCUCGUUUGAAGAUGUUUUACAAUGAAGAUGGGCAAAAGAGUUGAAAAGUGUUUAAAAUGCAAAAGUUUUGAAGUGAAAUUUGAUACAUGCUCACUCUUUUGGUCAUAACUUUUGAUAAAAACAUUGCAUCAAUGCAAGUUUUGUAGCAUUAGAAACUAGAAUUCAAGAGCUUUCCAACGGUAUAUUAUAUGUCCAAUUCUGACAACCGAGCAAGAAAUGGCGAUCAUUUGAAUUUGCUGCAAUAUUUCAGCACAAAACACCGAUUUGGCUUUUGUGAGAAAAAAAGCUACCGCCGAGUCGGCUGUAGGUUCUGGAAAUAUGUCUGUGUUAUCAUCAAAAGCCGACUCGACUUUCCUGCUGAGGUCCUCCAUCGCCGACUCGGCUUUUUCCCCUAACGUGCAGCGGUUACGUUUUUUUUAGCAGUUUUUAUAAAUAGAUCAGUUAGUUUCUGUUGGCCUCUUAAGGUUUUGAUGAUGACUUUACUUUUAAAUAAACAAACAUAUUUUAGAGAUUGUUUUGUAGGUAUAUAUCCGAUUUAAUGUGAAUCGUUGAUGAAGCCUAUGACUUGAUUCGUGAAAGAAGUACAUGUCUCAAAUAUCCAAGAAGUUGGGAAAUUGCUCUUGAAGACAGUUUACUGUUCCUAGAGUUGAAGUUCUGACGAAUGUUGUAGAUGGAGACAGUGUGCUGUUCCUCACGAUACAGGUCCGAAGAAGACAUUGACUGGAAGAUUACGAAAAUUAUAUUUUCUGUUUUUGGUUAAUGUAAAAGGUUAAAAUUUAAUUAGUUGCUUAAUUAAAUUUAUUUAUUAAUUGGCAAAUUUUUUUUAAUUCGCCUAAAAACAUGGAGAAGAUCAAUUCCUUGUUUAUCUCCUAUAAACUCGGAUAUCAAAGGGACUUGUUCUACACUUUGAAUUUGUCUCCUACAAUUUAGGAUCUUCCUUAAACCAUGAUGUUUUUAACCGUGCAUGUGUACAGCAGUUACAUUCCACUUCUAAACUUCAACUAACUUCCCGUUUUCUUUGGGAGCAAGUAAGUUUGUGGAAGUCGUGGGAUAUGUGCAUUUCGUGGAGAACAUGGGCUGAGUGCACUGUCUGCUGUUCCUCCUUAUAAAAGAGGGAAAUUACGGUUCAGUAUGUAUGGAUGGAUAAAUGAAUAAAUGUUGCAUUGAGAGAGUCCAUCUAAGGGAGAAUUAAUUGAGAAAAAUAUUCUAAGUUUUAAAUGCCAAUUAAUUUAUAAUAUUUUUCUUAAGCAACAAUUUCAUUUUGAUCUUUAUGAGAAUUGGCCUUGUAAAGGGUAAUUGAGUGUUUUGUUGUAAUUAGACUUAUGGGAAGUCUAAGGGAAUAGAGAAUAGAAUCGA